Micropterus dolomieu (smallmouth bass) is the source of this 960-nucleotide messenger RNA. Its product is annotated as claudin-4-like. Lineage: Eukaryota; Metazoa; Chordata; Actinopteri; Centrarchiformes; Centrarchidae. Gene Ontology annotation, cellular component: bicellular tight junction; plasma membrane. The transcript has a single exon. Gene Ontology annotation, biological process: cell adhesion; bicellular tight junction assembly. Bases 16 to 960 code for a protein of 314 amino acids. Gene Ontology annotation, molecular function: structural molecule activity. The record is from RefSeq and is a predicted model, not a curated record.
CUCCAUCUCUGCAUCAUGGCCUCCAUGGGGAUGCAGCUGCUGGCCAGCGCCCUGUCCCUCCUGGGUUGGGCAGGGAUCAUCAUCAGCUGCAUAAUGCCCAUGUGGCGGGUCACAGCCUUCGUGGGAACCACCAUUAUCACCUCCCAGACAAUCUGGGAGGGCAUCUGGAUGAACUGUUGGGUUGAGAGCACAGGGCACAUCCAGUGCAAACCUUAUGAGUCUGUCCUUGCUCUGACCACAGACCUGCAGGCUGCCAGGUCUCUAACUGUCCUAGCCAUCGCUACAGGCGGCGCAGGCCUCUUUCUGGCCUUCAUUGGAGGGAAGUGCACUCGCUUUUUGGAUAAGGAAGGAGGCGGGGCUAAGGGUAAGGUGGCCAUAGCAGCGGGGGCAGUGUUGAUUGCCACAGGGCUGCUGUGUUUGAUUCCCACAUCGUGGGUGGCCGGGGCCCUGGUGAGGAAUUUCUACAGCGCCUCCACCGAUGCUCAGCGGAGGGAGAUUGGAGCCUCUCUCUAUAUUGGGUGGGGAGCAGCCAUCCUGCUUAUUUUAGGAGGGGGUUUGUUCAUCAGUUCAGCACGCCCCUUCAAAUUCCAUGAUGAAGAAAAGAGCCCCUCUGUCCGCUACCUGGUGGUCCGCUCCACCCCUGGGUCCAACAGAUCAAGUCCUCAUCACAGCAGAGCACCAUCAGCAAGGUCUCAGUCUGUCGGAGCUGUGUUUCCCAGCUCUCAAAGCUACGAUGGCGCAUCAACAAAGUCCCAGCUGUACACAAGGCCCCCCUGGGAGGGCAGACCUGAGCAGGGCUCAGGGCAGGAGUCAGAAAGAUCAUGGGUACCAUCAACAAAGUCUCAGAUGAAAAGACUGGGGUCGGCAAAAUCUGAAGACAGUGAGACGCCGUCUCAGCUGAUAUCAGUCAAGAGUGAGACUGAGGAAGCAUCCUCAAAUCCUCCGAGAUCAUACAUAUAA